AUGGCCAACUCCGGGAUCCAGCUGCUGGGAUUCUUCCUGUCUCUCAUCGGCGUCGUGGGGCUGAUCAUCGGGACCGUUCUGCCGCAGUGGAAGAUGUCCGCGUACAUCGGGGACAACAUCAUCACGGCCGUGGCCAUGUACCAGGGACUGUGGAUGUCCUGCGCGUUCCAGAGCACCGGGCAGCUCCAGUGCAAGAUCUACGACUCCAUCCUGCAGCUGGACAGUUCGCUUCAGGCCACUCGUGCCUUGAUGAUAGUUGGCAUCAUCGUGUCAAUCGCAGGCUUGGGCGUGGCCUGCAUGGGAAUGAAGUGCACCACCUGUGGAGGGGCCAACAAACUGCGCAAGUCCCGCAUCGCCAUGACAGGGGGCAUCAUCCUCCUUGUGGGCGGGCUUUGUGCCAUCGUAGCGUGCUCCUGGUUUGCUCAUAAUGUCAUCCGGGCUUUCUACAACCCCUACACUCCAGUCAACACCAAGUUCGAGUUCGGCGCCGCCAUCUUCAUCGCGUGGGGGGGCUCCCUCCUGGACGUCCUGGGCGGGGCCAUGAUGGCCGCUUCCUGUCCGAGGAAGAAGCAGGUUUCCAAAUAUCCGUCCAUGGCCAGUUCCCGCUCCGGUGCUCAGAGCGGCACCAAGGAAUACGUCUGA
This is a messenger RNA of Limanda limanda (common dab), 642 nucleotides long. RefSeq names its product claudin 7a (gene cldn7a). Gene Ontology annotation, cellular component: bicellular tight junction; plasma membrane. Lineage: Eukaryota; Metazoa; Chordata; Actinopteri; Pleuronectiformes; Pleuronectidae. The coding region runs from base 1 to 642 and encodes 213 amino acids. The record is from RefSeq and is a predicted model, not a curated record. The transcript has 4 exons. Gene Ontology annotation, biological process: cell adhesion; bicellular tight junction assembly. Gene Ontology annotation, molecular function: structural molecule activity.